AUGAAGAAAUAUGUCUUGGAUUUCAUUGCUUUGCUUAUAAUAGCAUUCGGAAACUUAGGAACCUUCAAGGCCAUUUUGAGCAAACCAUGCUCAUCACCUCGACUUUAGGCUCUGCCACCAACCAUGGCAGACAACUGCAUACCACCAUUAUAGCUGUGAUUCAGUUGCUGGAAGAAGAAUGGCAGCUGCAUCCAGGACAAGAAGACAGAGAACAGCCAGAAAGCAAAGUUCCCAUCGUCUCAGAUGUCAGCCACAAAUCCUGCUACACAUCAGCCCAUCGGCACCCAAGCUCAGUGCAUCAUAUGGACCUCCCGCAUAUGAAGCUUACUCUCCUCUACAUAAACCAUGAAGCCAGGUCCUUCUCCUGCAAAGCUAAGGAUACCUACAAGGCUCUGCACAGGGUUUGCAGCCUGUGA
Podarcis lilfordi (Lilford's wall lizard) is the source of this 416-nucleotide messenger RNA. Lineage: Eukaryota; Metazoa; Chordata; Lepidosauria; Squamata; Lacertidae. The record is from the annotation of a GenBank genome assembly.